Diuraphis noxia (Russian wheat aphid) is the source of this 536-nucleotide messenger RNA. Its product is annotated as glucose dehydrogenase [FAD, quinone]-like. The record is from RefSeq and is a predicted model, not a curated record. Gene Ontology annotation, molecular function: flavin adenine dinucleotide binding; oxidoreductase activity, acting on CH-OH group of donors. NCBI's taxonomy places the organism in Eukaryota, Metazoa, Arthropoda, Insecta, Hemiptera, Aphididae.
AAUCCAUUGGAUCCACCCAUUAUGUCAUAUGAUUACUACGAAAACAAUAAUACCGAUUUAGAAGACAAUGUAUUUGCACUUAAAUAUGCAGUGAAGUUAGUAGAAGAAACACAGGCAUUUAAAGAUGUCUCAGCYAAACUAAGUCCAAAACCGUAYCCAAAWUGURRMCAUYUASUAUUUARAUCWGAUGAUUAUUGGGYKUGUKURUCAAAACACYWRACAWAUACCUAUCAUCAUCAGUGUAAUACAUGCAGGAUGGGAKAUGUUGUCAAYAACAAGUUACAAGUAAUCGGAAUUGAAGGGUUAAGAGUUGUGGACUCAUCAAUAUUUCCACAUAUACCCCAUGCACAUCUUUAUGCCCCGACUUUGAUGGUUGGUGAAAAGGGAGCAGAUAUGAUUCGAAGUUAUUGGUCAAAGUAAUUUAUUACUUAUAUCGUUUUUGAAUUAUCAUAUUUAUUACGAUGUUAAUUUUUAUAAUUGUGUAUAAGUUUCCUAAAAGAAUUAACUUUAACUUUAUAAAAGUUGUAUAUUUUCUA